This is a messenger RNA of Babesia bigemina, 498 nucleotides long. RefSeq lists its product as hypothetical. Lineage: Eukaryota; Apicomplexa; Aconoidasida; Piroplasmida; Babesiidae. The transcript has 2 exons. The record is from RefSeq and is a predicted model, not a curated record. Bases 1 to 498 code for a protein of 165 amino acids.
AUGGGAUUGCUGUCGCGCAUCGGUCGCGGAUUUCGCGGCCUCGGCGAAGAGCUGCUCGACUGCUACGCCUACGCGACCCUGAGGCAGCAACACCUCAUGAUGGUAUGCGCCGGCGUCGUGCUGGGGGCAAUCGUCGGCGUCAAAAGCCGUCGUCAGCGCCUGGCCAGUGGCGAGUUCAGCGACAACCUGGAGCUUGUGGCGUACUCCACUUCAUCUGUAGACGAGUUUGAAUCUCGCUGGAACCGGCUCGCGCGUUUCGCUCAGCGCAGGCCCGACUACAAGCACACUCAGCUGUACAAGGCGAUAGACUGGGACAAGCCGUUUCCGCACUAUCUGCAGCUUCGGCUUUGGAAAUACGAUGACUCGCUUGCUAAGUUCACAGAGGCAGCCUCAUCCACCGGGCUGCUGAAGAAGGUUGACAUGUCGGCGACAUCGGUGCAGCGCGCGCGUCCGGUGACCAUCAUCGACGAUUCGGUUCGUCGCGGCAUUUCUUUUUGA